This is a messenger RNA of Colias croceus (clouded yellow), 2303 nucleotides long. RefSeq lists its product as uncharacterized. The record is from RefSeq and is a predicted model, not a curated record. Bases 199 to 885 code for a protein of 228 amino acids. The transcript has 3 exons. Lineage: Eukaryota; Metazoa; Arthropoda; Insecta; Lepidoptera; Pieridae.
ACAAAACUUGACGUGUGAAAAAAAAGAACUGUCAACUGACUGAUGGCGGGAAAACGCGCGCGCGCCUAACGAAAUUCGAAUGUUCUUCGUUUGGAAUUAUUUGUGUAAAUAAAAAAAAAUAAGUGAUACUAUGUCGUGUACUAAAAAGUGAAUUUAUGAAUUGUCACAGAACGGAAGUGCCCACCUCAAACUUUAUGUAUGAGUUAUUCAAAUCAUUGGAUAAAUUUACUUUUGCUUAUGGCAAUUAAAAUGGUGCUGUGUGGAGCAGUGGCGGGCGCAGGCGACGUGGUGGGCAACGCGAGCCGCGUGCGCCGCGCGCCGCAGCCGCACCACGCGCACCGCCUCAUGACGGACGAAGAAAUGGACGCCACAGCAGCGUGGAAGCGGUCGCACUGGCGCGAGAUGCAGUCGAUCCUGCGGCGGGAGGGCUCCCAGCGCGACGUCGUCGAGUGCUGCCCGUCCGUACUCGAGAUGGUCGCCAAGAAAGGCGGCAGAACCCCCACAGGCCUCUACGUCGAGCUGUACGAGGACGGUGAGAACAAGCAGCGGCUGUACGAGCUCUCCUGCGCUCCCGACGUCGUCGACAAGCCCUGCCGCUUCGUUGACGCCAGGCUCUACAACCAGUCGAGGUGUGUACAGAAGUACUCGUACUCCUACGCACUAGUCCGGUACUCUUCCGCCACAGAAAUGCCGCAGAGACACCGGCCAGAAGGACACUUCUCCGUCCCCGGGUCCGGCGGAUGGUCCAUGGACUACGUUACAGUUAGGGCCGGUUGCGAGUGCCAAAUAACCCCGCCUAAACGCAAGAGCGCGCAUAGAAAACGCCUCGAGAGGCACCGGCAGAGGAAGAAAAACAGACGCCUGGAAGAGGACGAUGACACUUGAUUUGUGAGUGCUAUGUGCUUACCAGUGGACUUUGAACAAAUUGCGGUAUUCCCGAUAGAUUUAAGUGAGGUGGCGUGCCGGAGUGUUUGGUUCUUCGUCAAAACACGCAUGCACGCAUUGUUGUAAACAGUAUGAAACUAAACCCUUGUCUAAAAAAAGCUAGUUUUGUUAUAUUUUUGCUAUUGUUCAAAUAAUGUUAUAAUAUGUUGGAAUAUUAAAUAGUGAGUAAUAAGGCUCAGACGCUCCGGCACGUCAGCGAAAUCAUGUUACCGAUUCUAUCAAGUCAGAUGUAAGCUUGGUUGUUUCUACAAUCGGUACACGUAUUAUUCUAUGUAUUUAUUAUGAAUCGUCUAUUUAAUUACGCUUUUCGUUGUAGUCUCGUGGAAUUUGUAAUAUAAUUGUGGAAUGAGUGCCUUAUCUUUGUGCCUUAAUAUAUCGAAAUACGUAAUUUGCUACUUUUACACUUUAUUAUUAAUUGUAUAAACUUUUUUUUUAAUCUGUAUUGUUUACUUUUAAUUGGAAUAUUGAGAAAUGUGCUCGUAAAAAUUAUCAGGCGCAAAGUUUUAUGAGGAUUUUAAUAUGAGAUACUUUAUAAAACAAACAAGCAGUACUUUAAAGUAUAAUCAAAAGAAAGAAUGAAAAUUACGAAUAUAUUCAUAGUGAAGCAACUUCUUUCCACUUUUUGUAAUGCUCUCUUAAAAUUUUAAGAAUAUUUAUUAAAAGUAACAUUUCGUAUGAAACAUCGUUGUACUUCCCGCGUAGAUUAAGUGCGUCCAGUCAAAGAUCUGUAUUAUUUUCUAUUUUGUAAUACUUUUAUUGUAUUUAAAUUAGAUUAAGGAUUGAUACAUUUAUUUAUAUUGUGUAAUACGAGGUAUUCCGACAUUCGCGAUGUUUAACUGUGUAAAAAUGGCUUCCAUAUAUGUAUAUAAUAUUAUAAUAAAGCAAUAGUAUUGUGGACUGAGAUUAUUUUUGUGCAUUUAGAAUUAAACUCGAAAUUAUCAAUAGUAAAUAGUAUUUGUAAUAACGCCAUCUAUCAGCGAGUAGACGUAACUAUAGUUCUAACAGUGUAUAUAGAUGGCGCCUCUAACAACAAUACUUUUUAUUACUAGCAACAUCACGUAACAGUGCCAUGUAAUUUUUACAAAAUGUAAGUCAAUUAUUUUAUAAAAUGUUAUAAAUGUAAACUUUUAAAAAUAGUAUUAUCUCUUGUUGAAUUUAAUGACUGUACUUACGAAAUCCUACUCAUAUCAUGAUGAAGUAUUUCAUUAAUUACUAAACGGUGAACUAAAAAUAUAUAACGUACGUUAUUUUCAAAUAAAAAUAUGAGUUGGAUACAAUCUGUUACUUAUUGACAAAAUCAUCUGAAAUAUAAUUGUUAAAUGAAACGGAAAUUAAAUGAAAUAAAAUAUGAAAUUGUA